GCAGCUGAAUGGUAGUUGAAUAAGGUGAGUAGUGCUAGAGUGAGAAGCUGAAGUUUGAAGAGGAGAUUCAGUCAGUGACCCAGGUGAUAGUGCCUUUGGCAUCUCGGACGCCCUGGCCCCGGCAACUUAUGCGAAAUCUUACGGAACCUGGCGCAAAAUUAAAAUGGCAAGUGACAAUAGAGCCGGUUCCAUCAGCAAGAGUGUUCAAAAGCAUGCAGGAAGAGCUAAAGAGAGAAUUCUACAAAAUCUGGGGAAAGCAGAUCGAACGACAGAUGACAUCCUGAACAUAUACAUCAGCAAUUUCAACAAACAGCAUGCUUCAGCACAAAGGCUCAGCAAAGAGUUUAAAAACUAUGUCUCCUGUGCAAGAGCUAUGCAAGCUGCCAGUAAAAGUCUGAUGGAUACACUGACUGAAAUGUACGAACAAAAUUGGGUGGGAUCCGAACAGCUUCCAAUUAAAACUCAGGUACUCGAAAUGGUGUGGGACGAUUUUUGCCAUAAACUCAACGACCAAGUUGGCGUUCCAAUUGCAACAUACCUCAGCCAAUUUCCUGAAAUCAGGGGGAAAAUUGCUAAGAGAGGAAGGAAAUUAGUUGAUUACGAUAAAUGUCGCCAUAACUUGCAAGCCUUGCAGCAGCCAAAUCGAAAGAGAGAAGAAAUGAAGAUCGGAAAGGCGAAAGAAAGGUUAGACGAAGCACGAAAAUUAUAUGAAGUUAUCAAUAAUGAGCUUCAUGACGAAUUACCAGCUUUGUAUGAUAGCCGGAUAUCUUUCCUGGUUACCAAUCUGCAAACAAUGUUCACAUCUGAAACACAGUUUCACAAUGAAAAUGCCAAAAUAUUCAACCAACUCACCGAAGUUGUGGAAAACCUCUCGUUAGAGAAUCAGAAGGGAAAAUACCGAACGAGAAAACCUGGAUCGCCUCUUAUACUGAAAAGUGAAGGUGAUACAAGGCAUUAUGAAGAAAUUGAAUUUAAGAAAAACCAAGGAAGAAUGUCAGGGCAAAACUUAUCCAAUGGAGAAAUAAUCUCUUCAAAUACAUUGCCGAAAUCAGAGCACAAAAUGCGAGAAAUAUCUCUUACAGUGUCACAAACAAAUGCCUUAAAUACGGACAGUUCUACUUUGGACCAGAUGAGAAAACCACCAAAAUUAGAAAAAGAUUAUGAACCAGUUGAGGUAAAUGAAAUGAACCAAGAUCAUAAAGAUACACAAAAGCUCGAUGAACUGUAUGAUAUCCCUGUUGGAGCUACAACUACAGACCUGCCAGCUGGAGUUUUAUACAGGGUUCGUGCUACAUAUAAAUAUACUGGAGAAGAUAUCGAUGAACUAUCUUUCGAAAUUGGUGACGUAAUUCGAGUGGUGGAAUAUGAUGAUCCUGAAGAACAGGAGGAAGGCUGGCUUAUGGGAGUGAAGGAAUCAACGGGCGAGAAAGGACUUUUCCCAGCAAAUUUCACUCGUCCUAUAUAGUGCCUUUUGAAAAUUACUGUUUCCAAUUCCAUCAAUAAAAACAGAUAAUUGUCAAGGAGGAAAAAAUUACAAAUAACUUUUAUAACAAAAGGAGGAUAUCAUUUCAUACAACCAAAUGAUGUUUCCUGAACCUCUUAAAGUAGAGAAUGUGCUUGUUUGUUGAUUGUAUUGUUUUAAUUUCUUUUAGAUUUUAUUUUGUUUGUUUCUCUUUAUAAAUUAAGUAUAUAUAAAAUUUAUAAAAAUAUUAGAGUAGCAUCAUUGAUUUCUGUAAAAGGAGCUAGAUGAUUCCUAUGAUCGGAAUUCAUAAUGUGCCUCCUCGAACUAAGUCUUCCUUUCUUAUAAAUAUGAUGCAAUAAUCUAAAUAUUUUCAUGUAAAAUAUAUUACAUUGAUACUUCUUUAUUUAAGUUUACUUGCCAAGUUAGCAUAUUCAUUGACAAUAAUUUCAGUUCUGUUUGUAAAAAAAUUUAUAUUUUGAAUCAGAAGGCGAAUCUUAGAGAUAAAUAUUUGAUUUCAUCGGAAAAAUUAAUUUAAUGAAGUACUUGAAGUCUAGCUAUUUUGUUUGUAUCAUGCUGAUUUAAGAAGUAUUAAUGGUCCUCAUUACUAUAUUACGUGAUCAGUACCAUCACCGCAUUCUCACUACACGUAAUAUCAGAGCCUGUUACAUGUAAAAACUUAAAAUGAAACACAAUUAUUUCAUUAAGAUCAUUAUUUCGAAUUAGUGGUAAAGCAAUAGCUGAGUGUUUGUUCAUUACCUUUAAUUCACAGUUUUUUGCAUGUUUUAUAUAAUUCUAGAAAAUAAAACAACCAUUGCAACAUCACAAAAUGAAAACAUCUUCAUGUAAUUUAUAAGUAGUAAAUACGAUUUAUUAAAUGAUAAUUUAAGUGCCUUUAACGUGUAGUUAUUACAACUUGAUGAGGGCUUCACUGCAUUUCUCUUGUCUUCUGUAAGCGUUUCUGAGCUGUUUUGUAUUAAUAACUUAGCUAAAUGUAGUGAUUUUCCCAAGAUUGGGAAUAUAAUCUGGGCUAAUGUACGCUCAAAAUAAGCAUUAUCUUCUAUUUUACUAAACUUCUAUAUGGAUAGAAUCAUUAUUCAUAGCACAUAUUUUCAUCGAAUGUAAUCCUAAACUAAAAUAAUUUAAUUAUUAAACUGAAUUACUUAUUGAUGAUGUAAUUUGGUUAUUAAAAUUAAUGAAAGAAUCUGAA
Stegodyphus dumicola is the source of this 2669-nucleotide messenger RNA. RefSeq names its product amphiphysin (gene Amph). The record is from RefSeq and is a predicted model, not a curated record. Gene Ontology annotation, cellular component: plasma membrane; cytoplasm. NCBI's taxonomy places the organism in Eukaryota, Metazoa, Arthropoda, Arachnida, Araneae, Eresidae. Gene Ontology annotation, molecular function: phospholipid binding; protein binding.